Molecule: messenger RNA, 4153 nt
Organism: Ectocarpus siliculosus
Lineage: Eukaryota; Phaeophyceae; Ectocarpales; Ectocarpaceae
Source: the annotation of a GenBank genome assembly
AUGGUGAAUCUGCUCAAAUACCUUCAGAUCGAAACUGUACACAAGUUUGAGACAGCGUACGACCGUCUGUGCUUCGAGCUCGACAAGGACGGAGGGCUAACAUGUCUUCGUAGCAUCGCCCCGGCUCGGUCGGAGGACCGCCAACAACCCAAAGUCUGCUCGGAGCUGCAAGAUGGCGAUGAGAAAGCUCAACUAGCACGACAGGUGGAGUUCUACCUUCAAGACGCACGCCUGGCGAAAUCGGGUUUGGACGAGCUCGUCAAGGAUGUGGCCAACGAAGUGGAAGGGUGCGAGACCAAGUGCGUGGAAGUCAAGUCGUCGGAAAGCGCAACUCGGAAGGCGAAAUCGUCCUAUGGCGGGAACGUCCGUAGGCUUUCGGACAUGGCUCGUGUUUCCGUGAUCUGUGACAAACCAGAAGACCUCGCACGGGCUUUCUCGGGUAUCUUGGGACGUCUCCAGCCGCAUGAAGUUCGUAGGGUGACCAACGGCUUCAAGUCCGACUGGAUGCCCAGUGGCUACCGAGAUGUAAAAGUGAAUCCAGUCGUGAACGAGCAUGUAUGUGAGAUUCAGCUACAGCUCCGCCAGUUCUACGAGUUGAAGCACGACCAACACGCCGUGUACGAGUGGGCGCGAGAACUCAACGUAACUGCGAAAAUGGAAGCCGAACAGCUGUUCGAGAACCUAUCUCGAGAGGUUACGGAGGAGAUGAUCCGUCUCGCUGAGGGGAAUUGGCGUGGGACUGGGUACUGCCUGGUGGACUUGCUAACUAUGGCCGGACAGUACGCCAAGGCUGAAGAAGGAAGCAGGAAGGGUCUGUCAGAGGCCGAGGACGCUUUUCGGUGCAUUGAGGACAGGGGAAGCAAGGAAUGGAGGGAGGCCUUGCUCCAAGAGAGUACAGCAAGGAGGAACCUGGGGUAUGCGCUAAAGAUGCAGGGCAAACAUGCGGAGGCUGAACCACUAUAUGAGCGGUCGCAGGCCAUACGCGAGGAGGUACUGGGACCUAAGCAUCCGGACGUGGCAGAGGUGCUCAACAACCGGGCGACGUUGUUGAAGAGUCAGGGCAAGUACGGCGAGGCCGAGCCACUUUACGCGCGAUCGCAGGCCAUUCGAGAGCAAGUGCUGGGUACGCACCACCCUGCGGUGGCGACCGCGCUCAACAACCGGGCUGGGCUGUUGAGUGUUCUGGGACAGUUUGCCCAGGCAGAGACUCUCUACGCUUCGGCUCUUGAGAUCUGGGAGAAGGUGCUAGGCCCUGAGCACCCCAACGUUGCCACCGCCAACAACAACCGUGCAGCGGUGUUAGGGCGUCAGGGAAGCUACGCCGAGGCUGCGCGGCUGUUUGAGCGUUCUCAGAUCAUACAUGAGAAGGUGCUGGGCCCUGAGCACCCCAAGGUGGCCACGGACCUGAACAACAGGGCGGUCAUGUUGAAGAAACAGGGCAUGUGUGCCGAAGCUGAGCGGCUCUAUGAGCGAUCACAGGGGAUUCGAGAGAAGGCUCUGGGCCCGGAGCAUCCAGAUGUGGCCCAGUCGCUUCAUAACAGGGCAGGGCUACUAAAGAUCCUAGGCAAGUUUGACGAGGCCGAACCGCUAUACAAGCGAUCGCUGAGCAUCGACGAGAAGGUCUACGGCCCUGACCACCCUGAGGUCGCUGCGGACCUCAACGACAUGGCGGUGUUGAUGGAGAGCCAGGGCAAGUGUGCCGAGGCUGUGCCACUCUACAGGCAGUCCCUGGGCAUAAGAGAGAAAACACUGGGUCCCGAGCAUCCAGAUGUGGCCGAGUCGCUCAACAACCUGGCAGGGGUGCUGAGGAGUCAGAGGAAGUUCCAGGACGCGGAGCCAAUGUACGAGCGAUCACUGGCUAUCGACGAGAAGGUUUACGGCCCUGACCACCCUGAGGUUGCAACGGGCCUCAACAAUUGGGCUGCAUUGUAUGAGGUUCAGGGCAAGCAUGCGGAAGCUGAACCUCUCUUAGAGCGAUCACAGGCGAUUCGAGAGAAGACUAUCGGUGCGGAGCACCUGGAUUUAGUCGACGUGAUUAUCAGGCGGGCAAGGGUGUGCGAUAACCAGGCUAAGCACGAGGAGGCCAGCCGUCUUUUUGAACGCUCCCUGGACAUCAGCGAGAAGAAUCUUGGGGCCUCUCACCCUGCCAUAGCGGGUGUGCUCAACGACAUGGCGGAGUCACUGCUUCGGCAGGGCAAGAAUGUCGCGGCCGAGCUGUUGUACGGGCGGGCCCUGGAUAUUUUACGUGCGUCAGUAGGGGAAGAGCACCCCUACUUCGCUCGGCUUCUCCGCAGUCAGGCUUUGUCAGUGAUGGGCCAGGGCAAGUUCGAGAAGGCCGAAACACUUUUUAAGCGUUUGGUGUCGAUGUCCGAAAGUAAACAUGGUCUUGACCACGCCGCGGUCGCUACUGACCUCAACAACCUGGCGGAGGUAUUGAAGAAACAGGGCAAGGACUCCGAAGCCGAGCCCCUAUGUGCAAGGGCUAUUGGUAUUUGGACAAAGGGAAAAGGUCCUCACGAUCGCACCGUUGUCACCUCGCUCAAUCACAGGGCGGAGCUGUCGGAGAAGCAGAUGCAACCGCGUUCACACAUACCCCCUGGCCCGCACCUGCUGUUGGGUGGAUGUGGUAAAGGUGGCAACGGAGGCGGAGGCUUCCGUGACGUCGGACGCGAAGGAGGAGACUGUUUAGGUUGACGGACGGACUUCAAGUCAAGUGACGAAACCAUACCCAGCACCUGAGAGACGGCUUUGGCUGGCCAGCACACUAGGUGGGAGGAGGAGAGCGGUCCCCACAAGGCAUCUGUACCUGUCAGUCGACGUGGGUCGUUGGGAAUAUCGAAGAAGGGUGACAUGAUUUCGGAGUAUGUAGAUAGUGGACGAUAGGAGCUCGACCGACCAAGGAAUCAAUGAAAUAGGGUUCGAAACUCAAACGGUCGUGUGUGGGUGGGAGGAAUGGUUUCAUUCUUCUCUCGCCGUUUGUUUCCGUUCGGUCAACCGACUUGGCGCCGCUGCCGCUGUCUCCGCCGCUGCUGCUAAUGGAAGGACAUACCGCACCAUCUAGAAAAACGCACGCACAGUUACUCGGCGCAUGGUUGCUUCGUAUGUCAGUUAUUGAGACGUAAUUUUCGAGUUUCUUUCCUGCUCAGGUGGUCCUUCCGAUCUUUUUUUUUUGUGCGGUGAGAAAAAGUCCCAGCAGUUAGUCUGGUUCGAUCAUUUGCCGGCACGAACACUGGCAUCGCGCCCAUCUCGCAGAACAACUAUACGAUUGUCAGAGAGGACAAUGUUGUAGCGGUUGCGUUGGCCUAUCGCAACGCACCAUCCGUGUAGCGGCAAGGCAAAUCAAAUAGGUGGGUGUAGUGAGUUCGGUCGGUCUUGGUCUUUCGUUCGAGUGUCCUUUCGAGGGUGCCGCUUGGUGCCCAUGCGGACGCCAGGUGCCAGAUCACGCCCACCAACGCUUUGUAUCGUUUAGAUCCCCCCAUAACAACGAGACAUCCCAGGUUUGGCACUGACUAGGGAGUUCGCGCAAGACAGCUUCUGACAACCCGCGAAUGAGUGACCGCCCCGGGAGUGCUUGGAUGCGAGUCGCCACCUCCGACAUGAAAACGGUGUGAUCUACCGCCCGGUUUCCAUGUGGUGUUAGAGCAAGUCCUCACCAAUAACAUCGAGAAAACCGCUGUCAGGUCGAGCAGUUUUCGAUUAUUUUGCUAUUUCGUCGAAACGAGACGGCGCAGGAUAUCGACGGGCCAAGUCCAAAUUUCAUUGGUUCUGGUCUUUGGGGACGACCGCAGCUCGUUCACCUCAAUAAACCUGGGUUUCCAAAUCCAGCAGUGGUUGGUGUGGUGACAGACAAUAUUUGCCGCGGUAUAUCUGGAGGCACCAUUGGGGGAAGGUCUCCGAAUAGCAAUUCGGUGUAGGCUAGGUUAUUGUGCCAAGGAACCAAGACCGCGAUAUAUCGGGAACCGCGAUUGUACUGUGGUGACAUUUGUAACACACAUGAAUGGCAGGCGCACGCUUGUAGGAUGGUCUUCCAUAGACCACGUCCAGAGACGAGACGUAGUCAGUACGACAGAAUGCCUCUGUCGAAUUACCUGGGCAUUGCGCCAACUUUGCUUGUCGAGGCAACCUCGAAAACACAAGAAAUAUUUGUUGUUGG